Molecule: messenger RNA, 1134 nt
Organism: Malurus melanocephalus (red-backed fairy wren)
Lineage: Eukaryota; Metazoa; Chordata; Aves; Passeriformes; Maluridae
Product: cilia- and flagella-associated protein 74-like
Exons: 9
Source: RefSeq, a predicted model, not a curated record
AAAAGCUCCAUCCGAGUGUCCUUCAGCCCGGCGCUGGCGGAGCAGCAAAUCAAGGAGGAGGCAGCGCGGCGGCUCAGCGCAGCAGCUGUGCCAGAGGCUGAGAUACCAAUUCCCAGUGCUGUCCCUCAGUCUCCUGUGGGCAAAAAGAAGAAAGAUUCAAAGAAAGAGCGAAGGAAAUCAAGUGUUUCCAUUCCCAGAGGAAAGACUGGAAGCAGGAAAAGCCUGGCUCCURCAGAAAGCCCCGAAGAGCCAAAACCCGAAGAGUUAAAGCCUGAUUCUGAUGCUUAUAGGGCAGCCCAGGCUUCCCUGCUGAGGAGUUUCGGAGGGAGUUUUAACAAAUACAUCAUUCCAUGCUCUGUUGCAAGUGGCCACGCCAUUGGAGAGGAGGGCUCUGGGAAUUUGAGCUGCAGCCCUCACAACACUCUGUACCUGGAGCUGCACUGCCCUGCUGUAGCCCCGCCUGUUUUGAUCACUUCUGACACYGGGAGCAAUGAGGCCAAUUUUGGGGACGUUGCCAUAGGCCACAGAAUGAUGAAGAGAAUUACAGUAGAAAACAUCUCCCCAGGGAAGCUGGAAGUGGGAUUCUCAGUUCUGAAUCCCAACGGCCCCUUCCUGUUGGUCAGAGCAGUUGGAAUGCUUGAGCCGGGUGAAAGCAAACCCUUCAUCAUCUCUUUUUCUCCAAAUGAGGAAAAAUGGUUUGUGGAAACUCUGGACAUCCAGGUGGCAAAAACCAACGUGAGCCUCCGCCUGUCUGGCCACGGGGUGAUGCCAAGCACUGUGUGCUCCGUGGGAGAGGUGCUGGACAUGGGAUAUGUCCUGUCCAGGGACACGGUGACUUCCACAAUCCAGAUAGAGAACACUUCCAACGUGACCCUGCCAUUCUCUGUACAACUGGAGUCRCUCUCACCAACAUGGGCCAGAGAUCGGCAGAAAAUUCCAUCCUUUCUCACAUCCUCUGUGCAGAGAACAGAGAUUGUUGGGACACAGAACUACAGUGGCUUCAGUGUGUUCAGCAUCUCUCCAACAGAAGGAAAAAUUGAGGCUGGGAAGAGCCAGGAUCUCGUUGUUACUUUCAGUCCUGAYCAUGAAAGUCUCUACUACUCCGACCUUCUCAAGGUUCUGCUCUUCGGCAAG